Messenger RNA from Penicillium longicatenatum, 735 nucleotides. It is a transcript of the gene his3, whose product is annotated as imidazoleglycerol-phosphate dehydratase HIS3. The coding region runs from base 1 to 735 and encodes 244 amino acids. Gene Ontology annotation, molecular function: imidazoleglycerol-phosphate dehydratase activity. NCBI's taxonomy places the organism in Eukaryota, Fungi, Ascomycota, Eurotiomycetes, Eurotiales, Aspergillaceae. The transcript has 2 exons. Gene Ontology annotation, biological process: L-histidine biosynthetic process. The record is from RefSeq and is a predicted model, not a curated record.
AUGUCUCUGUCUGCUCGUACCGCCGUCGUUUCCCGGGUCACCAAUGAGACCAAAAUCCAGGUCUCAAUUUCUCUGGAUGGCGGUGUCCUCCCACCCUACGAACCUUCCACCCACUUCGCCGCACCGGAAGACCCAAAAGAAGCUGAGGCAGCUAAGAAGGGCAUUGUACCCGAGAAGGGCUCUAGCCAUGCCACCCAGUUCACCCCGACACAGCAGAUCACUAUCACUACCGGAAUUGGGUUCCUGGACCACAUGUUGCAUGCGCUCGCAAAGCACUCGGGAUGGAGUUUAGCCGUGCGGGCCAAGGGCGAUCUUUACAUCGAUGACCACCACACCACAGAAGACACCUUCCUCGCCCUCGGCACAGCGUUCACCAAAGCCCUCGGUCCCCGCCAAUCGCUCACCCGAUUCGGUCGUGGUGAUGCUCCCCUCGACGAGGCUCUCUCGUGGGCUGUCAUUGAUCUUUCCAGCCGCCCAUGGGCCGUGAUCAAUCUCGGCUUCAAGCGCGAGAAGAUUGGCGAUUUGAGCACUGAGAUGAUCACACACGGCCUGCAGAGUUUCGCUCAGGCUGCUGAUGUGACUCUUCACAUUGGCUGCACCUACGGAGAUAACGAUCACCACCGGGCCGAGGCUGCCUUCAAGGCGUUGGCCGUUGCUAUGCGGAUUGCCUGUACCCGGAGGGUUGCUGGUGAGGUGGGUGCGGGUGAUAUUGUUAGCACCAAGGGUGUGCUCUAA